AUGACGCUCUGUUAUGUGGGUAAGGCCACCAAGAUUUUCUUCUUCUUGGUGGCUCUCCUUGCGUUGGCGGGUCUGGUAGUAGGCUUCGGCCUUCUCCGCCGCGGAGGGGCCAAUAAGGCCCACGGUGGAGGCCCGCCUUCCACCACUUUCCCGGAUCCAUUACCAGCCAACGCCACCGCUACGGCACCAGCCUCAUCCGCCAAACCCGAACCCCUCUCACCACCCUCCGCCAUUUCCGCCGCAAGCCCCAUUGUUUCUCAGCCACCACCGCCUGGGGCACCUGCUGUUGGUUCUCCUCCGCCACUUCCCCCCGCGGUUUCCGCCACAAACCCGGCGUCGCCACCUGCCUUCCUCGUGCCACCUGCUCCAGUCUCCAAUGCAGUCAGUCCCGAAGGACCUUAA
Dendrobium catenatum is the source of this 402-nucleotide messenger RNA. RefSeq names its product lysine-rich arabinogalactan protein 19. Lineage: Eukaryota; Viridiplantae; Streptophyta; Magnoliopsida; Asparagales; Orchidaceae. The coding region runs from base 1 to 402 and encodes 133 amino acids. The transcript has a single exon. The record is from RefSeq and is a predicted model, not a curated record.